CUAGUCCACACAAUUCUCGUCAGCUCUCCUGUGCAAUGAUCUGAUUCAGAAAAAGCUCUAGAGGUAAUGAGGAAAAUAUGCUCAGCACUUGUUGGCUGUCUAGAAGCAGCAAAGCUGUGAUGGCCAGUCACCAAGCAGAAGUUCAGAGUUUGAAGCUAGAUAAUGAUUCAGUUAUAGAAGGAAUAAGUGACCAGGUACUGGUGGCAGUUGUGCUCAGUUUCACUUUCAUUGCUGCUCUGGUAUAUACGCUUUUAAGAAAUGAACAUCAGAACAUACAUCCCGAAAACCAAGAGCUAGUGCGAGCUCUUCGUCAGCAGCUUCAGACGGAGCAGGAUGCCACUGCUGGUGAUCGACAUCGCUUUUAUACAGACAUGUCCUGUCCAGUCUGUUUGCAACAGGCUACAUUUCCUAUAGAAACAAACUGUGGGCAUCUCUUCUGUGGUUCCUGCAUUAUUGCCUACUGGAGGUACGGCUCGUGGCUCGGUGCCAUCCGUUGUCCAAUCUGCAGGCAGACGGUAACAUUGUUUUUACCACUCUUUGGUGAAGAUCAGCAGGGUGCAAACCAAGUGUUUCAAGAUGUUAGUGAUUACAAUCGGAGAUUCUCUGGACAGCCCAGAUCUAUUAUGGAAAGAAUUAUGGAUCUGCCCACUUUACUGCGACAUGCUUUCAGGGAGAUGUUUUCUGUUGGGGGCCUCUUCUGGAUGUUUCGCAUCAGAAUAUUCCUCUGCCUAAUUGGAGCCCUGCUCUACCUGGCUUCACCUCUGGAUUUUCUUCCUGAAGCACUCUUUGGAAUUCUGGGUUUCUUGGAUGAUUUCUUUGUCAUUUUUCUUCUGCUGAUUUAUAUCUCUAUCAUGUACCGAGAAGUGGUGACACAGCGUCUGAACAGAUGAAAUGGACAGAAAUGGCCCAAAAGCAGAGGCAGUUGUGGAAUGUUUUAAAAAAGAGAACUAUAAUGUAAGUAUGAUAUGGCAAGGUGCCUGUGUACA
This is a messenger RNA of Empidonax traillii (willow flycatcher), 986 nucleotides long. RefSeq names its product ring finger protein 170 (gene RNF170). The coding region runs from base 78 to 890 and encodes 270 amino acids. The transcript has 7 exons. Lineage: Eukaryota; Metazoa; Chordata; Aves; Passeriformes; Tyrannidae. Gene Ontology annotation, molecular function: ubiquitin protein ligase activity. The record is from RefSeq and is a predicted model, not a curated record.